CUGAUUCUCGGUUUUUUUGUGCCUGGACAUGGAUUGACUUGAUACGUGUGAGUUGAGGAGCUCGAGGUUCGAUGAGAGAGGAACGAAUUAUUGCAAGGAUAUCCGUUCUUGCUCGAGAUGCGGUUGACGCCGCAUUUUCUCGGAAGAGAGCAAUUCUUGGUCUCUCGGUCACUGCAACAUCAUACAUACGUAUGUAUGCACUGAAACAAGGCGAGCCAUCGGCAUGCGUCUGCUACUGCUUUUAGAAGAGGAGGAAUAAGUAGGAGGAUUGAAGCAUCAGGGGAUCAUCAUCAAUCAUGAGUCAGUUCGGCAUGGAUGAUGCGGACGGCGAUCGGCCGGUGCGGCUGCCGUCGCAGAUAUUUCGACGUGGGGGCCUGACGCUGGACAACUGGAUUUUGAUCGGACGGUUUCUCUAUCCAGAGGACCUGAUCACCCUGCGAGGCACGAACAAGAUGCUGAAUCGCCUUUUUCCGCACCUAAUCCAGAUCCUGAUGGAUCUGUGGAUCACGAAAGUCGGGUCGGAAUUCCCCCUCGCGGAGCUCGAGACGGACAUGAUGAACUUCUUUAUCGGACCCACCUACGAAAGAGUCUUGGAGCUAAAAAGUAUCGUUUUUUUACGUGACUAAUGGUAAAAAUCUUGAUUGCGUUGUCGAGCGAUGUACUAAAGCAAGAGCGUCGUGGUUUCCUUCGUGUGAUGCUCUGUAGUAAUGUCCAACCAAAAUGACAAUGACUAUGCCGAAACAUAGGUAAUUACAGCGAAGGGAUGGAGCAGUUUCUAGCGAAGAUUAGCGACAAGCGUUUUGUGAAGCCGAUUUGGAGGCCGUACAUCGAGGGCAUCCUGCUGCUGCUCCGUUGCUACGAGUCGAUUCAGCGGGGGCGAGCCAAGGCCAAUCUAGGCUGGUGGUACGACGACUCCAUUUUUGGUAGCCAAGCGUUUGAUCGAAACCAACACGAAAACUUUCAGAAGAUCAAGUACUGGUUCGGUGGCCUGGAUAGCAAGAAAAAGGUACGUAUUUACUGGUUUUUUUUUUGAUUGGAACGAACGAAGAUGAAAAGCGAAAAAGACACCUGAACGUUCAUUGAAAGGCUGCAUGAAGAUAUGUGAAACGACGAGUCGAUAUUUUUCUAAAGCUAUGGCAUUUUUCUUUUCUGCAGGUCCGCGGCAAGGCGGUAGCAGCCAUGGACGAAGCAGAGGAACAGGCUUACGGUGCGCGUAGCCAAACAGCAAAGGUGUUUUCCAGGAGCGACUUCCGAAAAUACUACUCGGUUGGCAAGGGUUCAGCCUUCGAAGACUGGACGUGGCUCGAUUUCCGGGAACUGGAGCCGUCGCUGUGCGGCUCUUACUUGCGCUACACUGAGUUUUUGCGACAACUUCUCGCACAGAAGAGGCGAUCGCAGGAGGCGAUGCUGCUGGAGAGCGCGUAUAGACUCUUCUGUCAGCUACUUUCGGGUGUGUUGUUUUAUCAAGGACAUGAAGAUUGAGAACGAAGUUACAAGUUAUAGAAAAAUUACUCUAUAUCGAUAAUAUCCCAGUGGUACCGACGAGAACUCAGCAUCCUUGACGAACUUGACUGCAG
This is a messenger RNA of Amoebophrya sp. A120, 1577 nucleotides long. The record is from the annotation of a GenBank genome assembly. Lineage: Eukaryota; Dinophyceae; Syndiniales; Amoebophryaceae.